AUGAAAAAAAAAAAAGUAGUAAAAUUGAAGGAUGAAUAUGUGCCCAAAGGGAAUUAUAUAAGCAAGGAUGCCCUUUUAACUAACAUAUUUUUAGAGACGAAUGAAAAUGAAAUUACAAAAAUAGAAUCUCAAAAUUCUCACAUAGUAACUAAUUGUAUUAGCAAACUUCAAAAAAAAAAUAUCCAAACUAAAUUGAAAGGUUUAAAUGAUUUGCUUAGUCAUCUAAAUAAAUGUAACGAAGAUGAACUUAACAAUGUAUUUCCAAGUUUUGUAAAUAUUUAUAAAAAAUUAAUAUUUCACCCAAAUUGCAAUAUCAGGGAAAGCUUAAAUGUAUGCCUCCAGCUAUUUAUCAACAGAAUCAACAAGAAAAUAAAAAGACAUUUGCAAACGUUUUUUCCUCCUUUGUUUGUUUCAACUUUCGACUACAACAAGAAUGUUAACUGUAUAUCAAAGGAAAUCCUCACUUUAAUGUUUCCAAAGAAUGUAGAAGUAAAGAAUGACGAAGUAAAGAAUGACGAAGUGAAGAAUGACGAAGUGAAGAAUGACGAAGUAAAGAAUGACGGCGAAAAGAAUGCAAAUAAAAUACGAAUGCAAGAAGAAAAUAAAUUAUAUAAAAAUAUAAAAUCUUUAAAUGUGAAUAUUACAAAUUUAUAUAAUUGUCUAAAAUAUAUAAAAGAAGAUAUAGAAGAAACAGUAACAUCUAAUUUAAAUAGUACAGCACAUAACGAAGAUUAUGAUAGUACUGUUUAUUUAUUUAACGUUUUAUCUUUUUUUCCAUCUUUUAUUUAUAUACUUGUGAAGAGUAUUAAAAAUGACAGCGAAACUGAGAAAAAAAAUAAUAGCGUAUUAAAAGAUAAAAUAAAAAAUGAGUUUUCAUGUUUUAAUAAUAUGUUUCAAAUAUUUUUUAGACAUUUAAAUAGUAUAUAUAAAAAUAGUAAUCAAAAUUUAAAAUUAAGAAAAAUAAUAUAUUUAUCAAUAUAUAAUAUAAUAUAUAUAUUAAAAAAAAAAAAAAUAAAUUAUUUUGAUAUAAAUUAUGAAUCAAAUACAACUAUUUAUAAUUACAUAUGUUGUAUAUUAAGUGAUAAAGAAGAAUAUAUUUUUAAAAAUAUUAAUCAUAUAUUAUUAAUGUAUUUUUAUUCUGAUAAUAUUAAAUUAAUAAAUACAAAUUUCUUGAGAAGUUAUUUAUCAUUAGUUAAACAAAAUAGAGUCUAUCAAAAUGAUAUAUUUAAUUUUAACAUUCCUUUAUUUAUUUAUAUAUUUCAAAAAGAAUAUAUCCAACAAAAUUUUUUUUUCUUUUUUUUUAUUUUUUAUUUUUUAUUACUAAAUAAAAAAAAAUCAUCAUUGAUAAUAUAUUAUGACAUCCUCCUAUACUUAUGCGAUUUGUUCAGCCCAUUUUCGCAAGCAGAUUCGAAAGCAGAUUCGAAAACAUUGCCAAAUGCAAAUGACAAAACUACGGGCCAGAGUUCGGACCAUGGCCAGUGCAAAGCUACAAACAGAGAGUUAGAAGCAUGUGAAUGCUGUAAUGUAUUAAGAAGAAAUAUAUUUAUUUUACCAAUAGAAAUAGUUUUAAUACAAAAAGGAUUUUCAAAUUAUAGUUACUGUUUUAAAAACAUGUAUAUAUAUGAUAUGCUUGAAAAUAGUUACUAUUGUUAUGAUGUAAAAAAUUUAAAGAAAACAGAAAAAAACAAAAAUAAUGAUAAUAAAAAAAAAAAAAAACUAAAAGAUUUAAGAAAUAAUAUAGAAAAAGAAAUUAUAGACGAAAAUUAUUUUAUAGAUACAUUUACACAUUUUAUAAGAUCCUUUGAAAAUUUAUCCAAUUCAUUAUUACUUGAUGUUAUUGAUAUGUUAGAUUUUUAUAUUUCUAAAUUGUGCGAAAUAAAAAAUAGUGAAUUAGAAAAGUCUAGUGGUAAUGAACAAUAUGGUUAUAUAUAUAAUGAUGGUAUUAGUUUUAUUUUUAAAUUACUUUUAAAAUUAAAAGAUUUAAUAUUUCCAAAAGAUAAUAAACAUAUUGAUAUAAACAAAUUGAACAAUACUCAAGAGCGUUUAAUAAAUACAUUUAAGAAUCUGUUUGAUUCUAUUUUCAAAUUGAUUGAAUUAAAAAAUUAUAAAAUAAUUCCAAAUUUAGAAAAUAAUUUUUUUAUUCUACAAUUUAUUUGUAAUUAUGUUGAUGACAAAAAUGAAUAUUUUACAAAUUUAAUAAAAAUAUUAACAAAUUUUGAAAAUAUAAUUUGUUCAGAAAAUAUUGAAAAAAAUACAUAUUUUUCUCUUAUUCGCGUUUGUUUAAAUUUUAUAUAUUUAUGUUUUGAAGAAGGCAUUAAAGAUCAUCAUAUAUUAGCAUCUGAUUUUAUAAAGAUGCUGGUAGACACCCCUUCGAAUAAGGAUGAUGUAGAAAUGAAACUAAAAGUGUGUAUCGAGUUAAUAAGUUUUCUGAAAAAUAAGAAUAAAAAAUUUAUUAAUAUUGAAAAAACAGUCUUAUCGAUAUAUAUAGAAUAUAUUUCUAUUUCACAAAAUUUGGAAGAUAAUAAAAAUAGUGAUGAUAAUAUAAUUAACUCUUUUUAUACAGCAUUAUAUAAUAUUGACGUUUCAAAAAAUAAAAUUUUAUUUGGAAAUAUAUUUUAUAAUAAUAUAUUAUAUAUAUAUAAAAAUAGAAUUAUGAAAAAUAAUAUAUUUUGUGAAGAUAAUUUUAUUGAUUUUUUUUUUCAAAUUUUUGAGAAAAAAAAAUUUAAUGUUUUUAAAUAUGGAAUAAACAAUUUCGGACUUAUAGAAAAUGAACCUGAUUAUAAUAAAUUAAAUAAUUUAUAUUUAUAUUUCCUUUUAAAUAUUUAUUUAAAAAUUAAUAAAAAAAAUAUUGAAACAUAUUGUAUAAAUUUAUUUUCACAUUUUAAAAAAGAAACAAUUUAUUCUUGUCUAAUUGUUAUGAAAAAUAUUUUUAAAUUUUUAACAGAUUCUGAAUAUAAUAAUAUAGUUAACUUUUCUAAUAGUGAAAUAAAUGAUUCUGAAAUAAAUAGUGACAAAUCAUAUGAACGUUCAGAUUUAUCAAAUAUCUCCGAUCAUACUUCAUACAACUCUAACACUAUUUUAAAUCACAAAACAAUAACUAUCGAUUCUCAAACUUGCCACAUAACUGUUUGCAUAGCCAGUGGGAUGGCCACUUGUGAGUCUGAAAAUAUUUCCAACUUUGCCAACGUUGAUAAAUUUGAAAAUAUUUCCAAAAUUGACAAAAUUGACAAAAUUGACAAAAUUGACAACUUUGGGCAGCUUGGGGAAGAUGAGGAUAUGCGGAUGCGGCUGGAAAUGCAAAGAAGCGAUGUCUUAAGCAAUAUAUAUAUAAAUAGAUUCAUAGAAUUGUAUAAACUGUAUAAUAAUAUAGAAUCUUUAACUAUAUGUGAUAUAAAAAAUAUUACUUAUUUAUUGUAUAAUGAAGAAAUAAGAAAAUGUUUGAAUUAUUCAAAUGUAGAAAUUGUAGAAAAUAUGACAAAUUUAGACACAUUUUAUUAUUUUAUUUAUCAAAAUAUCGAAGAUGAAGAAUUUGUUUUUUUCUUAUUAUCUUUAAAAGAAGAGUUAGAAAAGUAUCAAAUAAAUAAAUGCAGUAAAUUUGAGUCCUUUUUUAUAAUAUAUUAUUAUUACUUUAAAAAAAAAGGGAAACAAACAUAUAUUAAAAAUGUAAACACUCAAGAUAUAACCGUUUCAGAUAUUAUUUAUAUUAUAAAAAUUGUUAAGAAUUAUCAAAUUUUAAAUAUAUGUAAAUUUUUAUUGAAAAGAAUUAAAAGAAAGACAGAAGAUGUAAUAGAUAAAACAGGUGAUACAUUUUUAGAAACUAUUUCAAACGAAUUAGUAAAUUUAAAGGCAAAUAAUUUAUACCAAUUAAAAAUAAAAUUAUUUUUAUUUAAAAAUUGUGUAGUAAAUUAUAUAAAGGAAUACAACUAUUGUGUAGAAUCAAAAGAAGCCACCACAAAUCGAGACAAAAAAAACGAUGCAGAAUUGUAUGAUGACAAAAACGAUGCAGAAUUGUAUGACAAAAAAAACGAUGCAGAAUUGUAUGAUGACAAAAUAAAUAAAAUAAAAAUUUUUUUUCCAGAAAAAUUGCAUGCUUAUAUAGAUAAAAAUUUGAAUUUAAAACUAUGCGAAAAAAAUGAAAUAGGAACUUUAAAUUUGUUAUACCAUUUAAUAUGUAUUACUAAACAUGUUAAUAAUUCUAGCUUAAUUAAUUUUCAACUUAUUAAAAAUUUGACUAAAAAUAUAAAAUAUUUAUCUAUUAAAAAUUAUGACAUAUUUUUCUAUGCUCUAUAUUUAAUUAGUAGUAAAGACGAAGAAAUAGAUAUGAACUAUUCAGAGAUCAAAAACUCAAAAUUAGAAAAAUUAUAUAAAAAUGGUCAGGAAGUUGACGAAACAAACGAAGCGAUGAUAAAAGGGUGCCUAAAUAAUUAUCUCUCCUUUUUAAAUGGGCAUUACAGAAAAAUAUGGAACAAUCAAAUUAAUUUUUAUAAAAAAAAAAUAAAAAAUUUAGACAGCGUGUUAGGAAAUAAACUAAAAGAAGAUGAUAACAAAUUUAAGAAAAAUAAAUCAGGAAAAAUUAAAAAAAUAAAAGUAAAUAAUAAUAGUUCAAUAAAAUUGAUAGAUACAAUUUUUGGUCAAAAUAAAAUAGGAUUAUAUUUUCUAAAAUUUGUAAUAUUAUUAAUUAUGAAAAAAGAAAAAUAUCAAAUAAUUCAAGAUGAAACUAUUAUAAAAAAUAUAAUAAAACUUGUUUAUUUUAUUUUGUCUAUAAAUCAAUGUCGAAAUUUAUUUAUUCAUAAAAAAAUAAAAUUGAUAAGUAUACACAUUUUAAAACUCUUAUUUAAAAAUUAUUCACAAUAUUUAAAUGGAACUAAAAAAAUUUAUUUCCUAUCUGUAGAUUUAGGAAUAAAUAAUUAUAAACACAUUUUUAAUGAGUCUUUAUUAUUUUUUGAUAAAAUAAUUGAAAAUGAUAUAACCAGUCAAAUGCUACAAACAAUUAAAGGAAAAAUAUUUGAUCUAUAUAUUAAUACAUUUUAUUUAUAUAUAUUAGUAUUAAAUAUAGAUAAAUAUAAAAAAAAUAAAAUAUUUAUUAACAGAAUUAUGAGUAUAAUAUUAUUAAAUAUUGUGUUGGUAAAAGAGUUCGAUAAAAUUAAAAAAAAUAAUCCAAAAAAAUUUGAAAUUUUAAAUGCAUAUUUAUGUAUAGACAGAAAUUGUCAAAAUGAAUUUUUGUAUUCUUUUUUCGACUCUAAUGUGGAACAAUAUGAGCAAUUAAUAAUAAAAAAAAUGAGUCAUGAAAGUGGAAGCGAAAGUGGAAGCAAAAGUGGAAGCGAAAGUGGAAGAAGCGCUAAUUGGGAAGAACAGGUCAUAUCUGGAACACAAUUAUAUAUCCAUAAAACUGAAGAUGAUUUUUUUAGCGAAAAUAAUUAUGUAAAUAGUGCGAAAAUUGUUAACUCCCUAAAGCAAAAGCAAAAUGAAAAGAAAAAUGAAAAGAAAAAGCAAAAUGAAAUAUCUAUAACACAAUCUUCAAACGAACCCAAUGUCAGCCAAAAUUGCAGCCGCAACCAAAAUUGUCGCUCCGUGGGAGACGUCGAAAAAAGAGAGCCCGAGCAAGGUUUGGAAGGUUUGGAAAGUUUGGAAAGUUUGAAAAAUUGUCAGAAUUUUCAGCAUUGGCAGCAUUGCCAAAAUUUUCAACAUUGGCAACAUUGCGAGAGUGGGCCGGGCGGCUUUGGGAAAAAAGGGAAAAAGGCAAACCCACUAUUUUUAUUAAAAAGCGGAAUUGUAAACCCCUUUUUAAUGAUAGAUAUAGAUAAGAGCACCCUAGAUUUAUAUACAUUUUUAUUAAAAAGAAAUUAUUUAAAUAUAUUAUUAUUUUUGAUAAAUAUAUGUCUAUCAUCCGAAUAUUUUAUAUAUGAUUUUGAAUUAUAUAAAAAUUUUUUGAUAUAUUUAGAAGAACAUGAUAUUGGCAUUUACAAUUUUUUAGAAAAGUUCGAGGGUAUUGAUAAAAUAAGUUGUAUGUAUAAUGAUUCAGAUAAAAAAUAUGAUUUAAAAUUUAUAAAAAAAAAUGAAAAAAAAUUAUAUAUAUUUUUACUUAGUAUAAAUCUCUUACUUGAACUAAUUUCAGUAUAUCCAACUGAAUCUAUAAUGAUAAUAAAUGAAAAUAAAUUAUUAGAAAUAAAAAAUAUUAAUGAAUUAUAUUUAUCAAAUUUAAUCAUAAAUAGUCAAAUAAAUGAAUUAGAAAAUAUUUCCAAAAAUUAUAUUAGCACAACAUAUUAUUAUGAUAAAUUUCACAAAACUCUUACUUUUAAAUUUAAGAUAACAGAGGAUGAUGAUUCUCAAAACUUCGAAGGUGUCACUGCCAAACUUUCUCUAAGCUUCAUGCCAAACUACCCCUUCUCCGUUUUAGUCAUAAAUGACAAGAUCGAGUCUCUCGACAAACGAGCCCCUAUACACAACUCCAUAAAGAGCAUGUACAAAUAUGCAAGGAUAGGAAACAUAAAUGAAAUAUUUAUAAAGUUUGACAGUCUUAUGAACUCUUAUUUCCAAAAUAAAUCACAUUGUAAUAUAUGUUUUAUGAUAUUAUAUGAUAAGAAAACAUGUGAUAAAGUAUGUUCAAAAUGCAACACUUCCUAUCACAGUCACUGCCUUUAUAAAUGGUUUUUAACAUCUCAUAACACAAAAUGCCCAUCAUGUCAAAUUCAAUUUAGCUAA
Plasmodium yoelii is the source of this 6702-nucleotide messenger RNA. Its product is annotated as zinc finger protein, putative. Lineage: Eukaryota; Apicomplexa; Aconoidasida; Haemosporida; Plasmodiidae. The record is from RefSeq and is a predicted model, not a curated record. Gene Ontology annotation, cellular component: RQC complex; cytosol. The coding region runs from base 1 to 6702 and encodes 2233 amino acids. The transcript has 8 exons. Gene Ontology annotation, molecular function: ubiquitin protein ligase activity; ribosomal large subunit binding. Gene Ontology annotation, biological process: ribosome-associated ubiquitin-dependent protein catabolic process; rescue of stalled cytosolic ribosome.